Molecule: messenger RNA, 1415 nt
Organism: Kogia breviceps (pygmy sperm whale)
Lineage: Eukaryota; Metazoa; Chordata; Mammalia; Artiodactyla; Physeteridae
Gene: REXO4
Product: REX4 homolog, 3'-5' exonuclease
Biological process (GO): rRNA processing; DNA catabolic process
Cellular component (GO): nucleus
Molecular function (GO): nucleic acid binding; 3'-5' exonuclease activity
Source: RefSeq, a predicted model, not a curated record
GGCUUCCGGGGUCGCGCGCGGUGCUGUCCCCGCGGCCGGCGAAUUGUGGUCCGGCGGGACCUGUGCUCGGCGGGCAGAGCUCCGCUCCGGGGCCGCGGCACUGCCGUGGAUGGGCGCGGGGGCCGGGACGGUGCCGGGAUGGCGAAGGCGAGGGUGCUGGCCCCCGAGCGCGCCCCGGGCGACCCCGCGCCUGAGCCCGGGCUAGUCAAGAAGCCGAAUCGGAAGAAAAACAGGAAGAAAAGAUUUUGGAAGAACAAAGCCCGAGAAGCAGGCAGAAAGCCGCGAAACGGCCCCGGCGUGGUCGUGGUGCGACCUCCAAAGGCACCGGAGGACUUUUCCCAGAACUGGAAGGCGCUGCAGGAGGAGUUGCUGAAACAAAAAUCACAGGCCCAGGAAGAGGCUCUCGUUCUCACUCAGACGGAUUCCAAAAAGCAGCCCCAAAGUGUCCAACAAAACAGGAAAGUGAUCUCAGAUAAAGCAAAGAGAGAUGAGAUGGGGACAGAAAACACAGACCCCAAGGCCACAGGGGGCUCUGUGCCCUCAGGAUAUCUGAUGAACAGGAAGAUCCGGGCACAGCGCAAUGAGAAAGCAUCAAAGAAAAGGACCAAUGAUGACAUUUCCCCAAAACAAGGAGAAGUCAAACAUAAGAAGUGGAAAGCUAAGGAGGUGACCGCCACCUUGCCUCCGGCCCCGCCCACCGAAGAAGACAUCUGGUUUGACGACGUUGACCCAGCGGACAUCGAAGCCGCCAUCGGCCCGGAGGCAGCCAGGAUAGCAAGGAAGCGUCUGGGUCAGAGCGAGAGCGGCAGCACGCUGGUGAAGGAGCGGGCCUUCGGCGGCCUGACUAAAGCCUUAGCCGUGGACUGUGAGAUGGUGGGCGUGGGCCCCAAGGGGGAAGAGAGCAUCGUGGCCCGCGUGUCCCUGGUGAACCAGUACGGGAAGUGUGUUUAUGACAAGUACGUGAAGCCAAGCCAGCCGGUGACUGACUACAGGCCGGCGGUGAGCGGAGUCCGGCCCGACGACCUGGCGCAGGGAGAGGAAUUUGAAGUCGUUCAGAAGGAGGUGGCAGACCUGCUGAAGGGCCGGAUUCUAGUGGGACACGCGCUGCACAACGACCUGAAGGCGCUGUUUCUUGGUCACCCGAAGAAGAAGAUCCGGGACACUCAGAAGUACAAACCUUUCCAGAGCCGAGUGAAGAGUGGACGGCCGUCUCUGAAGCUGCUUGCGGAGAGAAUCCUGGGGGUCCGCGUGCAGCAGGCGGAGCACUGCUCGAUUCAAGAUGCGCAGGCAGCGAUGAGGCUGUACGUCCUGGUGAAGAAGGAGUGGGAGAGCAUCGCCCGAGACAGGCGGCCCCCGGCCUCCAGCGCCCCUGGCGCCGACGCCUAGCAGGAGCCCCGUCCUGUGCCACGCUCACG